AUGGAGAAAUCGCCGGAGUGGCAGGCCCAACUGCGGACGGCCGAGGAGGAGGAGCAGCAGCUGUGGGAAAACCCAGGGUACCCACCCACCUUGAGGUAUGCGCCCGAGCCCUGCAUCCCGCCGCCAGAAGUGCCAGAAGACUGGGCGUCCUCACCUCCGCGGUGGCUGCCCGAAAUCCCACCCACACCGCGGUACGAGGGAUCACCGCAGUGGACGCCAGCACGACCACCCACGCCGAGGUUCGAGCAGCCCCCACCGGAGCAGCAACUCGAACGCGAGCAGCCACCACCGCAGCAGCAGAUCGAACGCGAGCAGCCACCACCGCAGCAGCAGCCCGAACGCGAGCGACGCCAGCAGCAACAGACCGAUCCGCCGCAGCAACAGCCAGGGAACCCGACGGGACAACACAUCCGGACGGACAUACCGGCGGCCCACAUGAGCCACAGUACCCGGACGUUCGUGGCCGAAGGGGUAAGGUGGCGGCAACAGACGGUCGUCUGGACCUGGCCGGAGGGACCCGCAGAGGAGACGGCGGCGACGGAGGACCCCCGAAUCUGGGAAGAGAGUGGUCCCCGGGUGAGCCCGCUGGACCCCAGAACCCGCGGCAGACCGGAGCAUUGGGCCCCACCCACACCGAGCAUCGGACCGACGACGCCAAGGACAGGGCCAUGGACGCCAGCGCCAACAGGGAGCGCGACGGUAACCGCGGAGCCAGAUGAGCCGCUGGAGCGAGGACGCCCGUAA
This is a messenger RNA of Drosophila suzukii, 744 nucleotides long. The record is from RefSeq and is a predicted model, not a curated record. NCBI's taxonomy places the organism in Eukaryota, Metazoa, Arthropoda, Insecta, Diptera, Drosophilidae.